CUUGACAGAGAAGCUUGUUGAAUGUGGGAUUUUGUUUUUGACAAGCUUAACUCAUAUCAAUAUAAUAUUCCAGUAAUAAAGCCACAAGUAUUAGAGAGCAGCUUUGUAUGAACAUUGGACAAGAGGUUUACGGACGUCCCCGCGAUGUGGGUGUGCUAUCAAGAAGUUUUCCACUAGUUCCCACUUAUUAAAGGAGAGCUGUUGUACUGUUGGAUCAGAAAGCCAAAUCUUUAAAUCAACGUCAUCUUACGAAUUUGGAUGUAGUUUUCCCUUUUGGUUGACAUUUGUACUCUGGUGUGGAGUUUGGAAGAAGAAAGCUAGAAGUAUGGCUUGCUCAGAGGACGCCGAGGCUCAGUUCGCAGAAAUAGAACUACUAUUAAGUAUGUUUCCAAGUGAAGAAGAGUUUCAAGUGGACAAACUCUCUCACGCAGAGCUCGGCGCUUUCGUUGAGGGCUCAGCUUACACCCCUCCAAGCACAAGACCCCAAUUUUCUGUUAUGUUAAAGGUGGAGAACCCUGAAGUGAACAUUACAUUGUCCUGCACUUACCCAACUGAUUACCCACGAGUGUUGCCAGAAAUUACUGUCAGAUGUCAUGAGCUCACUAGAGCGCAGCAAACACAGCUUCACUGUGAUCUCAGCGCUUACCUGUCUGAAAACUGCUGUGGGGAUGUUUGUGUUCUGUCUGCUGUACAGUGGAUAAAAGACAAUGCACAAAAAUACGUCACUAGAGGUAUCCCUCUGAGUGAGUCCAAGAAAGAAAGUGUCUUGACACUGUCAAAAGAGUCCUUUUCCAGACUCUGGAUCUACAGUCAUCACAUUUACAACAAGACCAAGAGGAAGAACAUUUUGGAAUGGUCAAAGGAACUAAACCUCUCUGGGUUCAGUAUGCCUGGAAAGCCUGGAAUUGUGUGUGUGGAAGGCCUGCAGUCUGCCUGCGAAGAGUUUUGGUCCAGGUUGAAAGUGUUAACAUGGAAAAGAAUUAUGAUUCGUCACAGAGAAGAUUUCCCUCUGGAUGACACUUGGACAGAGGACAGAAUCGACUCCUUCCGCAAGUUUACUAGCUUUAAUGAAGCGAUUUUUGACCCUCAUGGAAACAGAGGAAAUCACAUGGACCUUGGACAGCUUUUUCAGUUUCUCAAUGACAAAGGGUGUGCUGAUAUCUUUCAAAUGUAUUUUGGGAUCGAAGGAAGAUAACAGUUUAUGUAUGUGCGUGGACAUUCUGAAAGGACGUGCAGUAAAUUAAAAGGUUUCUCAUGACUUUCUAGAAUAUGGGGAACAUUAUUGUAGCCUUCAUUUUUGGGCUCAACAAUUAAUGUUUAAUUACCUUUAUAAAAAUGUUUAGCCUAUAAAUUACACAAAUUAUAAUGGGAGAAAUAAUUGUGUGUUUAGUCAAGAAUCAUUCUAAUACCAUCAUUUUUAGUCAACAAAAUAUGAGUCUGACUUGCGUACAUGUUCUAACUUCAGGACUACAUUUCUCACAUAGUGCCAUUUCAUGGUAACUAUUUUAAUGCUUCUUUAAACUAAGGAUUGAUUAAAUGAAUGCUGACAUCUAACAAUACUAUGCAAAUAAUCCCGGCCCUGAAUAUUGAAUGACAGCAUGCUGUUGCAAGUGAUAAAAUACUUUUAUAUGUGAGCCAACAAAACAAGUGACUUACUUUUCAAACCAAAGGUUGUUUGCUUGUUGCUUUCGUUGUUGGCUGUUUUUCUCCAGAAAGGGGAACAAAAUGGUAUGCCGCACUGACAUCCAUGCCAAUAAAGUUAUUACAUUAAUUUAUGAUUUUUGGGGGGGUUCAGGAGAACUUCAGCACUACAAUUAUUGUUUUAAUUAGAGACAAGCACACUGUAUGUUGUUCUAUUGUUCUAUAUUUAGGCAAUCAAGGUGGACUUCUCCAUUAAAAUUUUGCUUUUUUAGCCAACGAA
Triplophysa dalaica is the source of this 1921-nucleotide messenger RNA. RefSeq names its product RWD domain containing 2B (gene rwdd2b). The transcript is spliced from 5 exons. The coding region runs from base 326 to 1195 and encodes 289 amino acids. Gene Ontology annotation, molecular function: protein binding. NCBI's taxonomy places the organism in Eukaryota, Metazoa, Chordata, Actinopteri, Cypriniformes, Nemacheilidae. The record is from RefSeq and is a predicted model, not a curated record.